CCAUGUGCUCAACAGACUUGUAGAGGUGAUAUUUCGACUGAUGGGUCAGGAAUCCAAUUUCAGCAUUCGUGUCAGCAACUCUGCAGAAACUGUGACCAGCAGAAUCUAGGCCAUCUCCUCUCCGGUAUUUGAGGAUGUCGAUAUCUCCAGGAAUACGAUUCAGUAUGGUAGGUAGGCCUUGGCAAAUGUGAUGCACCUUGGGCCACUUCCGCCUAGCACCUACAUCAGCCUCCUCCACCAUUCUACAUCCUAGGCAGCAUCGUAUCAGCAUGAUACAGCGCUUUCGCGAGGCACGGAUGACUUUGUUGCUCGCAGCGUAACAGCAAUAAUCUUGCCAAUGAAGCAGCAUAGCCAAGUCUUUCUUGUCAGAUGCCAACCUUGCCGUGAAGGACAUCAUGUUGCUUCAGUAUGGCAGCCUCUCAUUCUCGCAGGACCGAAUUCGUGCCGUCUGGAGUGAUCCAGAGAACGAGAACCAGGGCCGAAAAAGCGAGUAUGAACUUCAAUCACUUAUUGACCACCACUCCCAACAUGGCCUUCCAAACACCGGCAAGGCCAAGAAGCACACGAAGAUCUUCGAUCGAGCCACGGACAUUCUUGGGCAACUGCCAGCGACCUCGCCAACUAUUCUAGGUGCUUUGCGAUAUCAGGGUUCCUUCGAUGACGGCUUUGUUCUACCGGGCUCACUGGGAGAUCUUGCACUCAAUGACUCGCCGGAUCCUACCUGGGAAAGGCUACUGGUGGUCAACUUCGUCGACACGAUCGUUCUUCGUCUAGUGCUUUGCACCGCUCAACGAGAAUUUGCUCGUGAAUAUGGACCCCCACCUUUGGUCCGCCUUCUCAACGCGACGAUAUUCCUUCUAAGAACAAGCUUAGACCUCGCAAAUGAAGGCAGAGGAAAUCGUCAAAGAUGGGCCAUUGUGUGUGCCUUCCUGUGGACGUCCUGGCAAAGGGUUUUGAUGCUCCACUUACGAUCUGUGGUUGGUCGUCAACUCUCAGGUUUCGACUACAACAUUCAAGGCUUGAACUCAAUUCGAGCUCAAAAUAUUGUCCCUGAGAUCUUCGAGUAUCGCCGGCAAGUGCAGCAAACGGAACUCAAAAUCACACCCUAUCUCUGCGCUUGGGCUUAUCGGAACCUUGUGGAGGAUCGAGCAUGCGUUUCCACAGACCUUCGGCGAUGCACUCAGUUGUACCAAGAAUGCUUCGGCUCAAAGUCAGCCAUUUGCAACCUUGAAAAUAAACAAUGCAGUGGUGUAUCGUCGGUCAAUUGUGGUCGAUUUGAACAUACAGAGGUCACAAAUCAGUCAACGCACGCAAAAGAAUGCCGGGGAUCUUGCCAGAGACUUUUCUGGUGUCGUUCCUCCUUUCUCGGUGUCCCUGGACCGAAGGCUAUCGACACCAGUACCACGGAGGCAUCCGGCUUGCGUUAUUGUAAAGUCACGCAAGAAACGCUCACAGUGUCCCAUGUUUGGAGCCACGGCCAGGGAGGUAGGCCCGAUCCAGGCAGUCCGGAAGGCACAGGAUUCAACAUGUGCUUGCACGAGCGAUACACCAAGAUCGCAACAUCCCUGGGCUGCUCGUCAUAUUGGAUGGACACGCCGUGCAUACCCAGUGAAGAAGACUUGAGGUGGGAAUGUAUCGCCAAUAUCACCCAAAUCUUCACCCUCAGCAACAUCACUCUGGUUUGUGAUCAGGAUAUAAUGUCAAUCGAUAUCUCCGAUCCAGACGCAAAGAUUUGCGAGCAACUGCUUGCGACCUUGCUAAUUAGCGAUUGGAACAUGAGGGCGUGGACAUUGCUUGAGUCCAUGCGAGGAAGGCGUUCGCUUUAUUUGCUCUGCCUCGACGACAAGGUCAUUAAGCUAUACGAUGUGCUGCAGACCGUUUACCAGCGUGGAAGAAUUGAAGUUGCCAUUCCAUUCUUGACACGCUCGUACCUACUUCCACCCGACGACAUCACCGGCAUGGAGCUAUUCGAAGGAGGAGGCUCUGUUGCGACUGAAGAAGACCGCCAGAUCGCAGAGGGAUUCAUCAGUAUCGGCGAGGCUACGGUUCUCCUCAGUCAUCGGCAUGCUACUCGUGACGAGGACGAUGUGUUGAUCUGGAGUCUUCUCGUCGGUGACAUCGAAGGAGAUGCAGCGGAGAUGUGGAAGCGUCAAGUGGGCAAGAGUGUCUCGACAGGUGCUCUUGUGUCAAGCGCUCCUCGGCUCCAGAGUACCCCAGGUCUACGUUGGGCUCCUUGCCGUCCGACAAUGGCUCGAAGAUCCGCAGGCGCAUCAAGUCCAGUGCACGAGAAGACGUAUCUUGCCUAUGGUGGUGGUGAUUCUAAAUCUGGAGAGAUCACCACUGAUGGCUUCCGUGCGAGAUGGCUGACAUUUCAGUUCUCCGUAGCAGAUCCUGGAGCUGGAUCGUCCGUCCCGCCAAACGAGAUUGACUCCGUUAUCGAGGGACUGCGUGUGGUAAAGGAGCUGCACCUUGACGGUUUUGCCAAAGGUAUCCUCCUACAGGUAUGCCCUAGUGGAGGCCCGAGCAAUGUUCCACUACCGUAUCCGGGGUCUAACAACCAUGUGAUUGUGGUCGGUGGCUCUCAUGACGGAGUAGGAUGGGAGUGGAGAGGCAUUUUCGAGUGGGAUAGGAGAUGUCCAUUGCCGCCAUUUACUGUGGAGGAGAUCUUGCUUGUGUGA
This is a messenger RNA of Exophiala viscosa, 2678 nucleotides long. RefSeq lists its product as uncharacterized. The record is from RefSeq and is a predicted model, not a curated record. The coding region runs from base 396 to 2678 and encodes 760 amino acids. NCBI's taxonomy places the organism in Eukaryota, Fungi, Ascomycota, Eurotiomycetes, Chaetothyriales, Herpotrichiellaceae. The transcript has 2 exons.